AUCGAUAUUAGUAUCGAAGCUGACAGCUGGAGAAUAUUUUUCCCAGAAAUUAAAGUAAAGUAGAAAUUAUCAAUUAAAAUGAACCGAGUAAAGACCACGCAGUCCAAGACGGGCGAAAUCAUCGCCUACAGCGAGGGUGCCAUCAGGAACAACAUAUCCGCCGUGGAGUACUGUCGCACUUCGAUGGCCGCCAUUUCGGGCUGCGCUGCGGGUAUUUUGGGCCUGAGCGGAACCCUGGGCUUUCUGUUCUACUUCCUGUCCGUCUUCGUGCUCUGGAUCCUGGUACUGCUUAAGUCGGGCACCCAGUGGCGCAAGUUCUUCAUCAACCGCAGAAAUCUGCUGACCAACCAGUUCAUGGGCGGCCUUUGCACCUACGUGCUCUUCUGGACAUUCCUCUACGGCAUGGUUCAUGUGUAUUAGCGCAUUUACAACAAGUCAAAACAAACAAACAAACACAUAUAUAGCGAAAUAAACAUAGGAUCUUUGGUUUAACACAA
This is a messenger RNA of Drosophila biarmipes, 497 nucleotides long. It is a transcript of the gene EMC6, whose product is annotated as ER membrane protein complex subunit 6. The record is from RefSeq and is a predicted model, not a curated record. The transcript is spliced from 2 exons. Gene Ontology annotation, cellular component: EMC complex; membrane; endoplasmic reticulum. Lineage: Eukaryota; Metazoa; Arthropoda; Insecta; Diptera; Drosophilidae. The coding region runs from base 79 to 420 and encodes 113 amino acids. Gene Ontology annotation, biological process: autophagosome assembly; protein folding in endoplasmic reticulum.